AUGGUCAUGAUGUUCAUUUGGCAACAUAUCGUCUGCCGGUUCGGCAUCCCGCGCCGUCUUGUCUCUGACAACAGAAGACAGUUCGCCGGGCAGAGACUCAGGGAAUGGUGUGAGGGAUACGGCAUCCAGCAAGCUUUCACCUCUGUAGCAUACCUUUACAGCAACAGCUGGGUCGAUGAGCUCCCCAGUGUACUGUGGGUGAUUCAUACGACUCCCAAGGAAGGGACCGGGGCAACUCCUUUCCACCUGGUGUAUGGCGGAGAAGCGGUCGUCCCCGUCGAGGUCGGCUUUGAAUCCGAUUGGAUACAAUACUACAACGAGGACAACGCCGAGCGAAGGCUCUUGGAGCUGGACUUGGUGGAAGAGGUGUGCGCCAAAGCGACAGUACGGCUGAUGGCCUACUAG
Messenger RNA from Zingiber officinale, 405 nucleotides. RefSeq lists its product as uncharacterized. Lineage: Eukaryota; Viridiplantae; Streptophyta; Magnoliopsida; Zingiberales; Zingiberaceae. Gene Ontology annotation, molecular function: nucleic acid binding. The transcript has 2 exons. The record is from RefSeq and is a predicted model, not a curated record. The coding region runs from base 1 to 405 and encodes 134 amino acids.